AUGAAACAAACAGCGCUUCAGAAUUAUGAUCGGAAAUCCGAGCUCACAGCGUUCGAUGAAACCAAAUCCGGCGUCAAAGGGCUUGUAGACGCCGGAAUCACCACCCUUCCUCGUAUAUUCAUCGUACCUUCAUGUGAAAACCCAAACUCCGGCGAGCCACCGUGCCCAGAGCUAAAUCUUCCGAUUAUCGAUCUGUACGGAAUCAACGAAGAUCCAAUCCGGCGAAAGGAGGUGAUCGAGCAAGUGAAGAAUGCGUUGGGGAGUUGGGGGUUUUUCCAGAUGGUGAAUCAUGGAAUCCCUGAUAGCAUGUUGGAGGAGAUGAAAAAAGGUGUUUUAGGGUUUUUUGAGCAGGAUAAUGAGGUGAAGAAGAAGUGGUACAGAAGAAGGGAUGGCAGUGGGAAGCCUAAAUUCCUGUACAACAGCAAUUUCGACUUGUACUCUGCACCGGUGGCUAAUUGGAGAGACACUAUUUAUUGCCCCAUGGCUCCGAAUCCUCCUCAACCACAUGAAAUACCUUCUGCUUGCAGAGAUAUUUUGAUGGAGUACUCAAAACAAGUAAUGGAACUCGGAAUUCAUUUAUUCAAAUUAAUAUCUGAAGCUCUUCAGCUCAACGCAGAGCACCUCAUCAAAUUGGGUUGCGCUACAGGUCUCGCAAUUCUCGGACAUUUCUACCCUCCAUGCCCGCAGCCUAAGUUAGCAAUUGGCACCAGCACGCAUACCGACAAUACCUUCAUCACAAUUCUUCUACAAGACCAAAUUGGAGGACUUCAAGUCCUACAUCAAAAUCAUUGGAUCGAUAUUCCACCUAACCCUAAAGCUCUUGUAGUAAACGUUGGAGAUCUUUUACAGUUAAUUUCAAACGAUAAGUUUUUUAGUGCACAACAUAGAGUUUUGGCAAAUAAAAUUGGCCCAAGAGUGUCAGUAGCAUCGUUCUUUACGACUGGAAACCUUCAAACAUCGAUGGUGUGUGAGCCGAUUAAAGAGUUGAUUUCUGAAGAAAAUCCUGUGAAAUAUAGAAGCACAACGGUGAAGGAAUAUCAUGAGCAUUUUAACUCGAAGGGACUUGAUGGCACUUCGGCUCUUUUGCGUUUCAAAAUCUAG
Molecule: messenger RNA, 1101 nt
Organism: Lactuca sativa (garden lettuce)
Lineage: Eukaryota; Viridiplantae; Streptophyta; Magnoliopsida; Asterales; Asteraceae
Product: 1-aminocyclopropane-1-carboxylate oxidase homolog 1
Source: RefSeq, a predicted model, not a curated record